Salvelinus sp. IW2-2015 is the source of this 1009-nucleotide messenger RNA. RefSeq names its product putative protein PTGES3L. Gene Ontology annotation, biological process: protein folding; chaperone-mediated protein complex assembly. Gene Ontology annotation, molecular function: protein-folding chaperone binding; Hsp90 protein binding. Lineage: Eukaryota; Metazoa; Chordata; Actinopteri; Salmoniformes; Salmonidae. Gene Ontology annotation, cellular component: cytosol; nucleus. The record is from RefSeq and is a predicted model, not a curated record.
AGGCUACUUGCUCUGUCAGUCAACCACAAAAGAACUAUAAAUGUCCAAGAGCGUAUUAUCUCCCUAGAAUCAACAAAGUACCAACAAGAUGGCCAUGUUACCAAAAAACCUUCCCAGACCAGAGGAGUGUCAAGGAGCACAGACUCUAUGGUAUGACAAGAAGAAAUAUUUGGCCAUUAACUUCAUGGUGCAAAACCCCAAGGAUGUUGAGGUUGAUAUUCAGGAUACCUAUAUAGUUUUAAGUUGCAAAGACGUUGACGACAACAACAUGUACAAUCACAUUUACUUCUACGACAAAGUAAUUAAAUUCGACUCUCAAGUGAAAAUCUAUGAUCGCAGUAUCCACAUCUUGAUCAGGAAGGUUAAAGAAAAUGUAGCAUGGCCUCGUCUUCAGAAAGAUGCCAAUCUCAAGCCAAAUUGGUUGGCUGUAGACUUCGAAAACUGGAGAGACUGGGCGAACGAAGAGGAUGAGGGAAUGGCGGAGUACGAACAAUAUGCGGAAAUGAUUCAGGAUUUAGGGAGCAAGAAAGGAGAGCCACCUGCGAUGGAUGAUCUUGAUGAUCUGAGUGAUUGAACAUUUCUGAAGAGAGCCUUUCUCUGCAUUGGACGUGGUGGACGUGGAUUGAGUCAUCAAAGCCAUGUCGAUGGACUUUGUGUAUUUCGUGAUGAUGGUUUGCUAUGAAUGUGAUGUGAAUGAAUGCUGUGUAUUGCUAAAUGUGUUUUCACUGGUGAUGUUUUCUGUGUAAUUUAAAAUGUUUUAUUGAAUGUGUUAUUUAUUAAAUCAACUGAAGCAGGGGCAUCAUGCACCCCAAAAAUCUGAGGUGGUACAAAGAACAGGAUGGCUGGGMGGUGGUGGCCAUAAGUUGGAAAAUUGUGCACAUUUCAAACAUCUGAAAUAGAUUUCCCCUGCUAUCUAGAGCCAUAUUCAUUGUUCUUAAUUAUUUGUAAAAAAUAUGUCUUAUUUUCCCUGCAUAUCUAAGCUAAAAUCUGGGUAAAAGAUUGAAAGGAA